Molecule: messenger RNA, 2247 nt
Organism: Laccaria bicolor S238N-H82
Lineage: Eukaryota; Fungi; Basidiomycota; Agaricomycetes; Agaricales; Hydnangiaceae
Exons: 4
Coding region: 7-1230 (407 amino acids)
Biological process (GO): DNA replication, synthesis of primer
Cellular component (GO): alpha DNA polymerase:primase complex
Source: RefSeq, a predicted model, not a curated record
GAGGUUAUGCUUACAUUCUAUCGGCGCUUAUACCCCUUCAAGGCUAUCUUCAACUGGCUGAAUCAUGAACAUGCUCCUUCCAAGCUCUUUAACCAGCGCGAAUUUGCAUUUACACUCGCAGGAGAUGUCUACCUCCGCUACCAAUCAUUCAAUAGUCAUGACGAUCUCAAAAAGCAAGUCUGCCAACUCAAUCCAACACGAUUUGAGAUUGGCCCCGUCUAUUCUUCAAAGCCUAGAGACAAGAAGACCGCACGGGCGGGCGGAUUCCAUCCCAUAAUGCGCGAACUCGUUUUUGAUAUCGAUAUGACAGACUAUGAUCCCAUUCGCACAUGCUGCUCAGGAGCCGGGAUAUGCAAGCGAUGUUGGGCUUUUAUUUCUGCUGCCGUCCACGUAUUGGAUACCGCCAUCCGCGAGCAAUUUGGAUACGAGCAGCUUUUGUGGGUUUACUCUGGCCGUCGUGGUAUCCAUCUGUGGAUAUCAGACAAGGAGGCGAUGGAGUUGACCGAUCAGCAGAGGAAGGCCUUGGUUGGCUGGCUCACCGUUAUACAAGGCGGCGGUAAAGAAAGCAAGAAGCUCAGCAUCCGUAGUGGCAUGCGAUCGUUGCCCCCUUCCCUGCAGAGCAUAUUGGAGCAUUUGGCAGUUGUUUUUAGCGAGUUGAUUCUCGCUGAUCAGAAUUGCUUUGGAGACAAAGAGGGGGGAGAAACUCUGCUUCAAUUAAUCCCCGAUGCUGGCGUGGUCGUGGCCCUAAGAAAGCUGUGGUCGGAUGAUCCUUCCCGUCAUUCCGAAGACAGGUGGCAAGACUUUAAGGCUCAAAUUAGAAGUUGCGACAAGGGUUCUCAGCAACGCUUGAAUCUCACUGCAGCAAUGGAGGACAUCAUUAUACAGUACACAUACCCACGACUGGAUGCGGAAGUUUCAAAACACAGAAACCACUUGCUCAAAGCCCCAUUUUGUGUCCAUCCUAAAACCGGCCGGAUAUGUGUGCCAGUCAAUCCGAAAACCAUCGAUGAUUUCGAUCCAGAGACAGUCCCAACCGUUGGACAGCUUCUUAGAGAACUAGAUGAGACCCAAGUGACAACUGAAGGGGAACAAGGGGAAGGGCGCCCUGCUGUGGCAGAUUGGUCAAGGACGUCCUUAAAGUCAUACGUAGAGAUGCUGGACAAUCACGCCAAGGAAAUUAUGGGCGAGUUCAGAAAGGAGAAACGCGCAGCUGCAGACGAGUCGUGGUGAACUAGUAAUCUUUAACGCGUUCUAGGCUAUGUGUUCCUUUGCGAUUGUGGUACUGUUGCUGUCUAAAAUCUAUCGAUAUCUUCUAAGGGGCACACUGGUAUCUCAGGACUCAAAGGGAAUAAAAACGAAAGCAAAAAAGAAAUAGAUUUUUGAAAGAUCGGUCUAGUCCUCACCCACCUCCAUUAUUUCGACCUCCAACCAUUUAGUUAGGGUUUCAUUCGCACCAGGAUCUUUGCGAAGGACAUAUAAAACGCGCUGCGCGACCACGCCAGCGCACUCCUCGGCGCGGCUGAAACCGCUCAAACACCCUUUCCUAUACUCUUCGUCAGAGAGACCCAGAAUCUCUGGGACUCCUUGCAACUUUGGUAAAAAUGCACGGAGAAUGACAGGCAAUGCGAUGAGGGUCGGAAGCUCCGCAGUCAAUGUGGUUAAAUCAUUUGGGGCGGGAGGAAUUUUAGAUUUGUUCUGAAGGGCUUCCAACAAACCACCGAGGUGUUUCAAUCCCUCGAAUGCCUCGCUGACAGCCUCACCAGCAAGCUUGGUGGAUGGUUUGUCUGCGCUUGGACGGGGAAGUAAGGAGAGUACCUCGUAGAGAGCACGACAGUCACCGGCAGCGCUUGCUAGGACGACUGCGCUGGGUGGUGAAGGAGGACGAGAGGCGGGUAGCUUUAUUGUAAAUCUUCCUGGAGGCGGCGUGAUGGAAGGGGUCGACGUGGGAGAUCCACGACGCCUUAGCACAGACAUCACUGGAGAAAUAUCAGGCGAAGAUGGAGGGGACGCGGCAAUGUCAGGACGAUGGGACAAAGCAACAAAACCCUUCCAAAGGACUGAGAUGAGAAGAGUAGCGAGGGUGGUAUGAGUGACCGUGCAUGUUGUGCAUCUCCUGAGGACACGUUCGUACAAGGGCAUAAGUGUCUGAAGUGUGACGAUGGAAGGAUGAAGCACGGUAGUCCCCUUGGUACCCGCUGUCGGCUUGGCGGUAUUUGUAUUGGGCUUUUCAAGAGCUUCCAUUAAGGG